Punica granatum (pomegranate) is the source of this 1810-nucleotide messenger RNA. NCBI's taxonomy places the organism in Eukaryota, Viridiplantae, Streptophyta, Magnoliopsida, Myrtales, Lythraceae. The record is from RefSeq and is a predicted model, not a curated record.
AGCACAGGGCAGACAAUAUCCUUAAAAUAAAAUUCUAUUUUAUAAUAAUACAUUAAAUACAGUGCUUCGCCAGACUCCACCAAUCAACACGCCGGCAGAUCUCGUCCGUCCGCUACUGCCGAUCUAUAAAUAUCAACGGCCGGGGAAGUCAUAUCGCCGAAGGGUUCCAUCAGCGUUCGGCGUCCCAACGGCUGACGGGCUUCUUCUCUGAUUUUCUUCUUCCCCAAGAGGAGGGAGAAGACCCGGAGGGAGCUUCUUACUUGGCUUCUGGGGUCUUUGUGAUUUUGGCUGUCAUCCCAAAAUCGAUGAGAUUCAGAGGCAUCGAGGUCCGAGGAUGAGGAGGUGGGUUGACGGAAUUAGGGCUUGAUUGAGGAGAGACGAAGACGGUCAGUUUGUUUGUCAGUCAGUCAGUGGAGCUCGGAGAAGCUAUGGAAGCUUAUAAGAGAUGGGUAAGAAGGAACAAGGACUAUGUCCACUCUCUGGAGUCUCUCGCCAACGGUUUAACAUGGUGUCUCCCUGAGCGAUUUUCUGCCUCAGAACUUGGAGCAGAAGCAGUGACCGCUAUUUUGGGUGUGAUCACUGCCAUAAACGAGCAUAUAAUCGAAACAACUCCAGCUCCUACACAUGAAGACCCCCCUGAACCUUCUUCAUUCCCGUAUGGACUCUGCAUAUCAACAGUGAAAGACUUGGAAACUCUAAUUGAAGUUGCAGCUGAACAUUUCUAUGGUGAAGCCAAGAAGUGGAAUUUUGUUGCUGCGACUGAGGGCAUUAAAGUCUUAAUUAGGCUAGCCUUGUUCCGGAAUAGUGGAUAUAGGAUGGUUUUGCAUGGAGGGGAGACACCCAACACUGAUAAGGAGUUGGAUCCUUCCAGUUCUCCCUAUGGAGAUGGGAACUUUACGAAAUACGCAACACAAAUGCCAGCUCACUUCAGUAACAAUUUCGCACAAAACAGGGCACUGUCCGCAUUAAGUAGGUUCGGUGAAAAUGCGAGGAUGGUCUCAGAACCCAUGUGGCUCCAGAGGAUGCAGCAUCAGCAGUCAAUUGUGCAACCUCCUUCUCCGGUGGUUGAGAAACCAACAAUUUCAUCCAUUUUGUCCGAGAGAGGUUUUCGUGGAGCGUUGUUUCUCAUAGGAGAGAUGCUCUUUAUAACGAGGCCAUUAAUAUACGUCUUACUUAUCAGAAAGUAUGGGACGCGAUCAUGGGCCCCUUGGUUUCUUUCACUUGCGGUGGACCUUCUCGGGGUCGGAAUCUUUCCGCCAUUUUCGUUUUCCGCCAGUGUUCAAGGAAACAAACGGUAUCUUCCUUCUACUUCCGAAAAGGAAGAGAUGAAGAGAAGAAAGCUGCUGUGGGCUCUGUACCUCAUGAGAGAUCCAUUUUUCAGCAAGUAUACAAGGAAAAGACUAGAAAGCACCGAGAAACUACUGGAACCUGUUCCGAUUGUAGGAAUGCUUACGGAGAAAAUAAUCGAGCUCAUCCUUGGAGCUCAGAUGAGGUACACGUACAUGUCAGGUUCAUAAGUGGUUUUAGCCUCUUGAGUUUUCAGGAAUCGCUCUGCCUAGUGUAAGAAAGAUGUUCCCUUUUGUCGGGAUCUUCAAACAAUUCUUUUGUUUCAAAAGAGAAGUUUUAGAUGGCGUCUUCCUUCAGGCAAGUGUUUGUUACUAUAUUGUUAAUUUAUAGGGCUGCUCAAUAAAAUGCUUUGAUUGGAAUUAUUAGUUCAUGAAAGCUUUGUAUCCUGUGAUCAUGACUCUUAAAGAUAUUGCAUAAUCAUGAUGGUCACUGUUCGGACUGUCAUAUAAAUAAGUUUUGCCUU